Ananas comosus (pineapple) is the source of this 1282-nucleotide messenger RNA. Its product is annotated as elongation of fatty acids protein 3-like. The record is from RefSeq and is a predicted model, not a curated record. Bases 30 to 986 code for a protein of 318 amino acids. Gene Ontology annotation, biological process: fatty acid elongation, monounsaturated fatty acid; fatty acid elongation, polyunsaturated fatty acid; fatty acid elongation, saturated fatty acid. Lineage: Eukaryota; Viridiplantae; Streptophyta; Magnoliopsida; Poales; Bromeliaceae. Gene Ontology annotation, molecular function: fatty acid elongase activity. Gene Ontology annotation, cellular component: endoplasmic reticulum membrane. The transcript has 3 exons.
UCGGAAUAGGAAUAGAAAUAGGAAUAGAAAUGAGAGGAGGAAUCAGCUACUGGUUAUCUGAGCACCCGGCUAUCGUGGGGUUCAGGUGGGGUGCCGAUCAAUUGUGGCUCGCGACGUGGCCGUCGCUCAUCGUCUCCCUCUCCUUAUUCGCGGUCCUAGCCGUCUCGCUCCACUUCCUCCUCAACCUGCUCGGGCGGAGCCGCCCCGUCCCUCUCGGCCCCAUCCCGGCCCUCCACUCUCUCGCUGUUGCUGCUGUCUCCGCCAUCAUCUUCGUCGGAACCCUCCUCUCCACCGCCGCUGAGAUCCGCGACACGCGGUGGUCGUGGCGGCGCCUUCACAUGGCGUCGCCGCUUCACUGGCUCCUCUGCUUUCCGGUGGGGACCCGGCCGUCGGGGCGCGUGUUCUUCUGGAGCUACGCCUUCUACCUGUCGCGGUACCUGCACCUGCCGCGCGCGCUCUUCGCGGUGCUGCGGCGGCGGCGGCGGCCCGUGGCGCGCGUGGCGGCGCAGUGCGCCCUGGUGGCCAUGCCCUUCCUCUGGCUCGAGUUCUCCCAGUCCUUCCAGGUCCUCGCCAUCCUCGCCGCCUCCCUCGCCCACGUCCUCGUCUUCGGAUACCGCUUCUGGAUCUGCGCCGCCGCCGCCAGGGGAGAUGGGGCGGCGCCGCCCCCGGCGACGGUGGUGAUGGGGUGUCAGGUGGGGCUCCUGUGGUGCAACGUCGCCUGCCAUGUGGGGGUCCUCGUGCUCCACUUCGGCGGCCGCCGAUCCGGGGGGUGCAGCGGCAUCGGCGCGUGGGCGUUCAACUCCGUCCUCAACGCGGGGCUCCUGUGGAUCUUCCUCGACUGCUACGCCCACUACAGGGAGAAGAGGUGGAGGAGGAAGGCCGUGGGAUGCGACGACGAUUGCGGGAGCACGCGCCAUUGGCGUCGCCGGCGAGGUCGUCGAGCUCCGUCCAAGGGGGAGGACAAAGGGGCGAAGGACAGAUAUUAAGAAGAAAAUAAAGAGAAAGAAAGAGGAAAAUCCCGCAUGUUGCUGUAAGGUGCCUGCAGCAGGUGAUAGCAAAUGUAAUGUUGACGAGACAGAAUGUUAUUUCGUGUGUGAAUUUUAGCGGUGAUCUAUGAUAAUAAUAAUUUAAAAAAAAAAAAUGAGAGCGUCAUGGGCAUGGUAUGCGCGUGCAUGUAUCAUACUAGAAACAAGCAACAGCUUAUACCGGGCAAAUGUAUAAAGGGUUAAAUACCAGAUUCUGAAAGUCCCGGUCAUCUAUCAAAUUUAUCAAACACUUCAUU